UUAGGGGCAGGGGUUAGUCGAAUACAGCGACCCUAGGUCUCAACAGGUUUUGUAUUAGGUUAUUCCGAAAAUAAUGGCCCCUGGUGUUGUGUUUUGAAACGCAAUUUUAUCACAGUAUUUUAAUUAUAUUUUAGAUGAAUUUCGACAUACUUAAUAAUUAAUUUUCUACUAAUUUCAGACAGAAAACAUUCUUGAAGCAUAGGCGCCCUUAAUUAUGAGGAUGACAAAAAAGGACCUUCGCUUACUUUUUCUUGCAUGAGUUCACGCUUGAGCACAAUGCCUCCCAAACUGCUGCCAAUAUCAACAGAGCAUGGGGAGAGGGGUCCACGAGUGAUCGUGGUUUCAGAAAUUCCGUUGUGUUGAUGAGAGCCUUGAAGAUAAAGAAGGAAGAGGACGGUCGUGCAGUCUUGACAAUGAACAGUUGAAAGCGAUUGUUGAACAAAACCCACGUCAAAGUGUCAGAGAAAUGUCUCAGGCACCUGGUGUCGGUAUUGCAACGGUCUCACACAAUCUGCAGAAGAUUGGUAAAGUGAAAAAGCUCGAUAAAUGGGUGCCGCAUGAGCUCAAUGAAAAUCAAAAAGUUCGGCGUUUUGGAGUGUGCUCGAUGCUCUUUCUGCGAAACAUCAGUGAUCCUUUUCUUGACAGAAGAGUGACUUAUGACGAAAAGUGGAUCCUUUAUGACAACCGUAAACGAUCAUGUCAAUGGCUUCAUCGUGAUGAGUCCCCCAAUCAGCAAAAGAGUAUGGUGACUGUCUGGUGGUCUGCAAUUGGUGUUGUCCAUUACAGCUUUCUGGAAACCAAUCAGAGCAUUACAGCAGAGGUUUACUGCAAUCAACACGCUGAAAUGCAUGCUCAUUUGCAAAAAAAUGAGACCUGCAUUGGUGAAUUGGCGUGGCCCAGUUUUGCUCCACGAUAAUGCAAAGCCACGUGUUGCAAAAAUGACGCUGCAGAAACUCACAGACUUUGGAUACGAGACUAUCACAUCCUCCAUAUUUCACCCACUGACUACUAUUUUUUUAAAGCAUUCAUACACGUUUUUAAGUGAUAAAACUUUCAGGUCCAAACCAGAAAUGGAAUCAGCUUUCAAAGAUUUCUUAUUAAAGCCAAUAAGUUUUUAUUAACGAGGUAUAAAUUAGCCUGAAAUUUGGUCGAUCAAACCAAACUGGUAAAAUCCGAUUUUGGUACAUCACCAGGAUUUUAUGACACUCUAACGAUUCUGAUAUUCCACCGUCUUAUUAAUGAUAUAAUAAUAAAUGUAAUACACCCACUUGACUUGUAAACAGUGGAUUCAAUCUAGUUCUUGGGUCUCAGAAAUGAAUGCGUUAUUUUAUAAUUAACGAUUUUAAAAAUUGGAAGUCAGUCGAAGUAGAGUUAGCUCCCUUGAGCUGUAUUAUGGAGAGAUGAGUAAAGUGCAUCAAAUCGAACAAUAACAUAAUUUACAAAUGAUUAAAAUUUCUUUUGGAGCUAAUUAUAAUUUCCUUCACUGGCGGUUAAGAUUAAUAUAUUUUAAUACAUUUUUAUAGACACAUUGACUUUGGAUAAUACUUCUAUUUUAUAGUUAGUAUGAGUACAUUCUAUUCGUACAAGACUUGCUUUGUUAUGCAUUUCACAUGGCAAAGCUUAAGUGUUUUGAAAAGUGAUAGCUCCUUCAUCUAAAGCAUACAUCUAUUGGUAUGAGUGUAUAAUUGUAUCCUCUCUUUUGAUCCAUCCAGUGAAAUUUGUGGUCUCAAUGGCAUAUAGCAUGAAGUUAACAAUUUGCCUUGUGUCAUUGCAUAGUUAUGGUUGAUCUAAAUUAUACUGCAGCAUUAUCGGGGAUACUUUUCAUACUGGAGUUUGUGCUGUAGUUUAAAUAUAAUACCUCCACUUGACUUGUAAACAGUGGAUUUAAUCUAGUUCUUGGGUCUCAGAAAUGAAUGCGUUAUUUUAUAAUUACCGAUUUAAAAAAUUGGAAGUCAGUCGAAGUAGAGUUAGCUCCCUUGAGCUGUAUUAUGGAGAGACGAGUAAAGUGCAUCAAAUCGAACAAUAACAUAAUUUACAAAUGAUUAAAAUUUCUUUUAAUGUUUCAAUUAAUUUUAAAAUUUUGCAGGGUAGUAAAUUAUUUUUCUAUGAUCUACAACAGUGUCUUCUGAUUUGUUGAUUGUCUAUGACAUGAAAGUAGCUGCAGUAGCUGUGAAGUGAUGCUGCUGAUCCAAGCAUUAUCCCAAUACAACCACUUAUGUAUUAGUUGUUUAAUACUAAUUCACCUAUUUUCUUAACUAUUGCACACAUAGAAGCUGGAUUCAUGGCAUCAUUACUGUUGGAGGGAAAUCUCUCUAUUCAACCAGUAAUAAACUUUUGGCAAAGUUCACCAGACAACUGAUCUCCGAAAUGAUUGACUUUUAUGCUUGUAGACAGUUUGAAGAUUUUAACUUUGGUCACAGUUUUAAAAGCAUGAAUUUCAUCAGUUUUUAUUUUCUGGGAUAUCGGGCAGAAUCUGAAAACAUACUCACUACUCCGCCAUUUAAAAUCUAUUGUCAUGCAAGUACUCCAAAGUGCAGACUAGGGCCCCCAGAGCUUCCUCGUGUGCCAUUGUGUAUUCAUACAAUUCAAUAAUUUGUAAGUGCUUAAGAACUUGUCUAGUUUCCAAAUUCUUGGCUAUGUUGCAAGCAAGUGUAUCAUUUUUACCAAAAUCCAAAGGGAGCUCGAAAGCAGAAUGUAUUGUACAACUUCUAGGAAAGAAUGUGAUGACAACAACUGAAGUAACAACUGCAAUAGCUAUUCUUUUAUGUUGAUGGACUUUGGUGAAACUGAUCAGGAAUGUCUGUCAUGUUCCACCCUGAACAUGACAGACAAGGAAGCAAAUUCUAGGUACUUGCAAAAAUAGAAAAACAGACCGCCUUCUGAUUUACACAGAAUUUGCAUUUAUCCUUUUUCUCAUAUGGUAGUAAUGUGUCAAUGUUAAUAACAUUUGCCAUAUGAUGUCUCUUUUAAAUUGCUGUUGCUAGAUUAUUGACUUUAGUCAUGUAGUUAGAUUAAGGAGGUUGUUUUUAUGAAAAGCUUGUUGACGAGGGCUGCAUUGUUGAUUUUAUUUAUAUAUUCUAUAUCAAUGCAAGGGCACAUCUGUUGAGUUUGAUGCUUGAAAUCUUCAACAAUAGAAUUGUGACACUUGAGCCAGUACUGACACACAUUGGAUGGUUUACAGACUCUUUGAUGGGUAUACAGAAGCUUCUGACUAUGUUGUGUUCUACCGCACAUCAUUCUUCAACAAUUCAAAUACAUAGUGUGUAGUGGUACAAAUUUUGACAUUGGAAUGAACUGGAAUUUUCCAUUUAACAGAGAAAAAAAAUCAAAGAAAGCUUAUUUAUGUUGAUUGACAUAUACUGUAGACUCUCUUCCAACGGCACUGUUAAAACUUAUUCCAAGCUGGCCUUCAACAGGCACAUCUUACAUUCUUUGUCUCCAUUGUUGAUUGUUCCAUGUAUGUCAGACAAAAUCUGAUGGUAGAGCUAUGUUUUUACAAAGAGAUCAUACUAGAAGAACUUGAAAAAAGCUGUAAGCAUUGUUUGACUUUUUGCUUCUGUACAGCAUUUACUUGCAUAAAUAUGUGGGCUAUUUUCCAAAUAAACAGCAACUUGUUGAAUCCUUGGAUAUCUUUAUGAUUGGGAAAGGCAAAAAGUGCCAGAAAACUGUACUGCUGCAUAUUUGGGUAACAUCAUAACUAUAUUGCUGCAUCAGAAUAAAAAUUACAGUGUCAGUUCCUUUGACGACAUUUGCAGAUAUAUUUGAUGGAUUCUAUUGAAUUUCAAAACUCAGACUUUGUACAUUAAAUGUCUUCAUCAGAAGUGGGCAGUAUGAAAUUGUUACAGGGAUUAGAUUUGAAACUGUGUUAGCUCUGUAACAAGGUGACCUACCUUGAAUUCUGUCCAAUAGUUUUUCAGCUGCUAUCAUAUGAUUGAUGGAAUUUUCCAUGAGUUUCCUGCAGAACAUGGCUAAAAAAUGAGAUGCAUGACAUAAUCAGUCCAGAGAGACAGAGGCAGGCAACAGAGACCCAUCCAUGAGAUGACAGGUUUCUUGGUUGCUGUUUGAUCCUGGAUUAAAUGGAAAAGUAUGCCUACAAAGAGCAGAACUUUCCUGCCUCUAACACCACAAACAAAUAUCUGUAGUCAUAUCUCUAGUGAUAAAUGCUUAUCAAGACACUUCUGGCAUACAGUUUACUCUUGGCUUUAUGUAAAUAAAUGGUUUCCUUGAAAAUUUUCAAUGGACUUAGUUUUGAUAUUGGUAACAACACAGAGUUCUAACCAAAUAUCAAUAACUCAUUUAACCAUUACUAAAGAAUUAUCCACUUGUUACCAAUUUCAUACUACUCAACCAGGGAUUCAAAACCUCCAUCUUCUGGUAAGAUGGUUAGGGUUAGGGUUAAAUUCACCUGUCUGGAUCAUAUUGAUAAAUGGUCUUGGAAACCAUUUGGUGCAUUUGUGUUUAUCAUGCAACGUUACUUCCUGUUGAGAGCAUUACAGAAUCCAAGAACUGGCUAGAUUUUAACAAUAUAAAAGCACUCUUUCUCCCUGCAGUGAGUCCUACAAAUAAGAUGGAAUCAAUCCAAUGGAAUUGAAUUCCAAAUUUGUGAACAAGAUUAAAAUUCGUGUGUAUGGCAAAUUUUCUUUUUCAUGGUGUAUUUGAUGGAAACAUCAUUUGUAGCCAAUUAGUCUAGGGAAUCAGAGGCAGAAAGAUCCAUGAGAAGACAGGUUUCUUGAUUGCUACUUGAUAAAGCUAUAUUUUGUCAUGUCCAUAGUUUGAACUCACAUCCAGAAUAUUUUUCUUCCUGUUGUCAAUUUCUGUAGCUAACACAUAUACUGAUUUAAUUAGCUUGCUUAUAGAUUUCUAGGAGAAAGAAAGAAAAAGGAAUGCAGAAAAGUGAAAGAGGUAUUGAUAAUAUUAGUGAGGUAGACAUAAAAUAAGUGGAAAGUGUGUGUGUGUGUGUGUGUGCGCACGUGUGAGCGUGUGCGCGCAUGUGUGCAUGUGUGUGUGUGUGUGUGUGUGUGUGUGUGUGUAUGUGUGUGAGAGAGAGAGAGAGAGAGAGAGAGAGAGUAGGAAGACGGUAAAAAUAAUUUGAUAAAUGAAAUGGUAAAGAAGAGAAGAUAAAAAGGCAAAAAAUAGACUGCAAAAGUGAGAAAGGAAAGAAAAUGAGUGAAAGUAGCAAAACUGUCCAACAAGGAGUGAGGAGUGAAGUAGAACAGUAAAGGAAAUCAGUUACUAUAGUGACAGAGGAGGAGGAAGAGGAGGAGGAGAAGGAGACAAUAAAAACAAACAAAAGAAAACUGGGAGACGAUAAGGGUGGAUGAUUGGUUAGGUUUGCUCUCAUACACACAUUUUUGCACUGUGUUUCUUCUUACACCAAUGACAAUUCACCUUCCUUUUCUUAUGAAAUAAAUAAAAUUAAAUAUUUGACAAGGCUUUAGUAUUGAUACAAUUGACUAAAACCAUUAAUGAUGAUCCAGUAUGACCAUUGUCCAUUGAGGAAUACUAGGAAAAGAAAAGAAUAGUGUCAUUUCUUUGUUAAGCCAGCUAUCCUUACACAAUAGAACUGACAUAUUAAAUGCUGUCUGUGCUAGUAAAGCAAGAAGUAGGAUAUGAUAUAAACCUUCUUUGUUAUCUAGAGAAACUUAAGCACAAUUAGAAAAUUUUAUAAUUCGCUUGAAAUAAAUAUUAUAAAUGAUGUAUAUAUGUGUGACUAAUACUACAAUUUGCAGAUAUAUACUUUACUUUAAUCCUUUCAAGAUAAAAUUGAGUAAAUGGCUGUUUGAUAAGACAGAAAUUUCUUAAAUUCACUCCUAUAUACUAGAAGUCAUUGCACUUCUACUACAUAACUAUUCUCUUAUCUAGGUCAUACGAAACUGAACCUCUGAUAUCAUAUCACAUGUCUAAUCUAUUAUGUUUUAAAAUACAAAGUUUAUUUAUUGUCACCACUGUUAUUUGAAAGCAGAAAUAGAAGCUAGUUGGUUAGUAUAUUAAAUCUUACCAACCAGAGCAUUAUCACUGUAAUAAUUCUAAGACAAGCUUAAAACGAACAUUUCUGUCAAAAAAUCUUUAAAAAUGUCAUCAAUAGAUACAAUGUUAACUGAGUUUUUUAAUGGAAAUAUAUCUAACUGCAACAACACAAGUAGUGUGGCUGUCAGUUCUAUUGCUUAUAAUUUUGCUUUUAAUUCAGUAAUAUGGAUUGUCUGUUUGAUAAUAUUUUCAUUCAUACCAAAACUGAUUAAAAAUUAUCGUCAGAACGAAGCUUCAUGUAUCAGUCCAUCUUCUAAUACUUUAACAGAUUUAUCAUCUGUCAAUGAAUUGCAUUUGAGUGGUGAAUCAACAACAGCCGAGACUUCAUUUCCAGAACAUCUUCGUCAAACAGAUCAAUUCACUUCCUGGCUCCGAGUUUUCUGGCGGCUCACUGACAAGGAUAUCGCACAAAAAUGUGGGCCAGAUGCUAUAGCUUAUUUGCGUUUUCAAAGGUAUUUGAUUGGUUACCUUUUCUUCAUAUUAUUUCUCACUGUUGUGAUAAUCUUACCCGUUAAUUAUACAGGAGGACAAUUUGCAUCUAACGAUCUUAGUAGUACAACAACAAUUAAUGUUCACUCCAAUCUUCUUUGGCUACAUGUCACAAUUUCCCUGUUAUAUUUACUAGCAACCAUAUUCUUGCUGCUUCGUUUAUCACAGCAUUUAUGGACAAGUAAUAAAUCAAAUACCUUGCUGAUAAGUAAUAUCCCUCGGGUUGAAAACAGCAAGAAUUUGAUUGAAUUGCAUUUGAACAGAGCAUAUCCGAAUAUAACUGUUGAAAAAAUAGUAAAUGUGUAUGAUACCAGAAAAAUCUUGGAAUUAGACCAAAAACUUCAAAAAAUCCGUCAUUUCAAAGAGCAUUACCAAAAUGUUCUAAACGUGGAAACCUAUCAAGAAUCUGACAUCAAAGAAAAUGUUGACUGUACAAGUUUUAGAAAUAAUCAUAUAAACAAUCUUGAAGAAACAGAGGAAGCAAUCUUAUCAGAAAGAGCCAUGGAAAGUGAGAAACUUAAAGAAAAAUCACUGGGGAUAGUAUUUGUGAAAUUAGCUUCAGUAGAAGAGGCAAAAUAUAUAUAUUCAUCUUUUUAUUUAUUUUGCAAAUGCAAACGUCCUGUCAUCCCAUCAGAAUUUAGUGAUGUACUACGAGUCAAAAAGUGGCGAAUAAGGUAUGCUCCACCUAAGGAAGAUAUUAUCUGGCAAAAUAUGCCUACCUCACAUUUUUCUAAAUUUAUUAGAAAAGUAAUAGUUGUAGUUAUUUUGUUUUUUGUCUGUAUAGUUGUUACAAGUCCUACUCUUGUUACAUCUUUUUUUGAAAAAAUUAACAAAACAAAAUCUUCCUUGUUAGAUAUUAUACAAAGUUUUCUGCUUAAAUUUAUGGUUAAUCUACUACCAAUGAUUGUAACUGCUGCAGUUGCCUUUCUAAGGAGUUGGACAAAAAGUUCAAAACAGAAAAAAACCAUUAUAGCUUUGUUUAUAACACUUUUAUUUGCAGUUCUAAUCUUACCAUCACUGGGUCUGACAGCAUAUGAUUUUCUGUCCAAAUCUGUGAAUAUACAGUCGAAAAUGCAUUGUAUGUUCACAAUGGUAAACAAUGUUUUGUUUGUGAACUAUGUCAUAGUUUCAGCAUUCACUGGCACUGGUCUCGAACUUCUUCGAAUUUCUGAAUUACUAAAACUACUGUGGCGUUACUUGACAAUCCGUUCAAUUGCAAAGAGAAGUACGUUAAGAGAAUAUGAUACCAUUGAAUUUGAUUUUGGUGAACAAUAUGCAUGGAUUCUCUGCCUGUUCUCUGUGGUCAUUACUUACAGCAUACUCUUCCCAAUUAUUUCAAUAUUUGGAUGUCUCUAUAUCAUUCUCAAAUAUUGUGUCGAUCGUUACAACUUGUAUUUUAUUUACAGGAAGUCAUAUGUUCACAAAACCGUACACUUGUCAGCAACAAACCUGAUGGCUUUAACGUCCACACUACCUCAAUUCUGCAUCUUGGAAUUCACUCUCCUGGUAACUUCAGAUAAUCACUUGCCUCCACAUGUAUUUUACUACUCUUUAGCUGUGCUUGUGCUCAGCUUGACUGUGUCUAUAUCCAUCAUUGCAUGGUUUUAUUUUAAGCAACAACAAGUCAUCAUGUUUGUCAACCGUCUGACCAAUGGAUGUUGUUGCGUCAGUGAACCAAAACUAAGCAGUACUCAAUGCAACUAUGGUUCAAUAAGCAAUUCUUGAUAAUGGAUUAACUUUCAUCCAGUGUGAAAGUCUCUGUGUGUCAUGGAUGAGAAUGUGUGUGCAACUUGUUUUAGUCAGUGUGGAUAUGAAAUCGCUUUCAUACAUAUUUGCAUAGAUAAUUUCGUUGGUUCCAAGUCACUUGAUUACAACCAUAAUUAAUCUGAUACUCAUUUCUCAAAGUCUAAAACAUAGUUGCCAAAAAUCUAUUUUAGAGAGUUAUGUCCCAUUAAUGACAUGAGUGACAUUGUGUGUGUGAGGGAUCUAUUUAUCUACCUAUCUAUCUGUCUGUCUGUCCACUCACUUGGCUUUCUCUCUGCUUGCCUUCCUGCCGGCCUGUCUGUAAACGUACACACACACACACACACACACACACACACACACACACACACACGUGUUCAAGCCAAAAUGGUGCAUAAAUAUAUGGUGGACACUCAUAAGAGAAGCAGGUUUUCCAUAUGAAAAACCUGUUUCUCUUAUGUGUCCAUAGCUUGCAUUGAGUACACCACAUGGAGUUUUUCCAGAUACCUUUUCUUCAUAUCAAGCCCCACUUCUCCCAAAGUUUCAGGCCUUGUGCCUG
Octopus bimaculoides (California two-spot octopus) is the source of this 8818-nucleotide messenger RNA. Its product is annotated as mechanosensitive cation channel TMEM63B. The record is from RefSeq and is a predicted model, not a curated record. Gene Ontology annotation, molecular function: calcium-activated cation channel activity. Lineage: Eukaryota; Metazoa; Mollusca; Cephalopoda; Octopoda; Octopodidae. Gene Ontology annotation, cellular component: plasma membrane.